AAUAGAGGCAAAUAUAAACAAAAUAGGGGCCGUGAACAAAAUAGUACCCGUAAACAAAAUAGGGGCUGUACAGCAUAGCAGCUUGUCUCAUUUGUGGCACUCUGCUGAUGCCUGCUAGUAGAGAUGGAGCUCUCACUCUAUUAUGAGCCAGAAAAGAAAUCAGCGAGUCUAACUCUAGCGACGUCGUCAAGAAUACAAACGGAUGUCUGGUACACUAAUCCACACUUACCACUAAACGCUUUUAAUUAGUUUGGGCGGAAGACGCACUUUUAGUUGACAUUGAAAUCAGUGAGCUCAAGAAAGGAAAAUAAUGCCGUAAAAUAUCGAAAAGCGAGGAGUAAAUUUGGUCUGCCUUUUGGUGAUCAUGCGUGGGAUGUACUCACUCCUCAUAUUAGGCCGACCUCAUCUAGGAGCAUUUUUAGAAACAAGAAAAAGGUAUUCCCAUUUUUCAAAUUGCUAGCCGCUUGUAGGACCUAAGCGUUCUUUUUUGUUGACUUGAAAUUAUCCGGGAACUCUAGAAUCGUCUUACAGUCUGCACUAUGGCCAAAGAACAGUCACCGGCAGCAUCUUCUACUAAGAAAGCGAGAGAUUGUGGCCCUCCUUUCAAGCUCACGAACGAAGAGAAAGCAGUUCUAAAAGAAUGCCGGAAAACUGCUACGCUUUACAGAGGUCUACCAAUCGGAGGUGGCAUUGCAGCAAGUCUUUACUGGGCGGCUACCAAUGGUCACCUUGGAGGUAUGGGUCAAAGGUGGCCACGUUUACUCACUGGUGUCGGUUUCCUUCUUGGAUUCUGGGGUGGAGCUGGAAGCUACCGCCGAACAUGUAUGGAGAAAAUAAAGAAUCUUGAGAACUCCCUUCUCUCUGAUAUUGUCAAAAUGAGGGAAGAUAGUGGCGGGUUUUUCCCAUUUUCUCGGGACAAGGAAUUUCGUGCUCUACUUGAGAAGCACAGUGACAGGCUUGAGCAACCUGGAGCUGCAGUGAAAUUUCCGUCUGAAGAGUCAAAGAAGUUGGAGUAACACUUAACUGUGGAAAGUCGAUGUAAUUGUGUGCUGCGGAAGACUAGGCUUAGAUAGAAAUGGCUUUUACAAUGAAUUUGCUUGAAUUCUAUAGAAGGAUUGCAUUAUUAUGAGCAAUUGUAUAACAAUUUUCUUCUUAGAUAUACACAGCUGUCAGCUUAACUUGUGUAGUUUCAUUUUCCCAACUUCAGAGUGUGUAAUAUCAAAUUCUUGGAAAGUGUAUUGAUCGUUUUGGCACUAGAUUAUAUAUAUUACAUGACACUUGUUACAA
This is a messenger RNA of Corticium candelabrum, 1287 nucleotides long. RefSeq names its product OCIA domain-containing protein 1-like. NCBI's taxonomy places the organism in Eukaryota, Metazoa, Porifera, Homoscleromorpha, Homosclerophorida, Plakinidae. Gene Ontology annotation, cellular component: endosome. Bases 540 to 1016 code for a protein of 158 amino acids. The transcript is spliced from 4 exons. The record is from RefSeq and is a predicted model, not a curated record.